Molecule: messenger RNA, 3752 nt
Organism: Urocitellus parryii (Arctic ground squirrel)
Lineage: Eukaryota; Metazoa; Chordata; Mammalia; Rodentia; Sciuridae
Gene: Adgrg2
Product: adhesion G protein-coupled receptor G2
Biological process (GO): adenylate cyclase-activating G protein-coupled receptor signaling pathway; cell surface receptor signaling pathway
Cellular component (GO): plasma membrane
Molecular function (GO): G protein-coupled receptor activity
Source: RefSeq, a predicted model, not a curated record
AUGUUUUUCUCUGGUGGGCAGUGUGGUCAUGUUGGCAGACCUGAAGAAGUUUUACUGACAUUCAAGAUAUUCCUUGUCAUCAUUUGUCUUCAUGUUGUUCUGGUUACAUCCCUGGAAGAAAAUGCUGAUAAUUCCAGUUUGUUAUCACCAUCUGUUGAAUCAUCUCUUGUCAGUUUUGUCCCCUACUCCAAUGGUACUCCAGUGGCUGAAACUACAAGCCUCAAUGAUGCUACUUCCAGUGUAUUGUCUACAUUAAACAAGACAGAAAAAACUAAAAUCACUAUAGUAAAAACCUUCAAUGCAUCAGGAGUCAAAUCCCAGAGAAAUAUCUGCAAUUUGUCAUCUAUUUGCAAUGAUUCAGUGUUUUUUAGAGGUGAGAUAAUGUUUCAAUAUGAUGAAGAACACAACAUUACCCAGAAUCAAGAUAUAACUAAUGGCACCUACUCUGGAGUGCUGUCUCUAAGUGAAUUGAAACGAUCAGAGCUCAACAAAACCCUACAAACCUUAAGUGAGACUUAUUUUAUAGUGUGUGCUACAGCAGAGGCCCAAAGCACAUUAAAUUGUACAUUCACAAUAAAACUGAAUAAGACGAUGAAUGUGUGUGCUAUAAUGGUUGCUUUGAAAAGAGUACAUAUUCGACCAAUGGAAGAGUGCUGCUGUUCUAUGAGGACACCUUGCCCCUCUUCACCAGAAGAGUUAGAAAAACUGCAAUGUGAUCUGCAGGAUCCCAUUGUCUGUCUUGCUGAAUAUCCACAUGGCCCACCAUUUUCUUCUUCCAGCAAACCCAUCCCAGUUGCUCCUCAGACCACCAUCUUUUCCCAGAUAUCCAGUGCCUUCUCUUUUGCUGAAUCCCUUAAUCACCCUCCUGUGACCCAGAACACUCCCUCUCUGACACAGAAGAAUCACUUUUCUCUUCCCCAGCCUUCAGCUCCCAUAGCUUCCAGCCCUGCCAUCAAUAUGCCCACCCAAUCUGGAACUCUCUCUUCCCCUCUGCCCCAAACCAAUCCUUCCCAUACCCCACCACCUGUGAAGUCCUCACUUCCCUCUCCCACCACACCUGUCCCAUCUGCAUCUUCAAAUGACAUCAGCAUCAGCACUCCUCCUGUCAAAACAGAAAUUUUCAACACCAGCAGUGUUUCUGAUCUUGAGAACCAAGUGUCCCAGAUGGAGAAGACUCUGUCCUUUGGCAGCUUGGAGCCUAACCUUGCAGGCGAAAUGAUAAACAAAGUCAGCAAACUCCUUCAUUCUCCUCCCGCCUUGCUGGCCCCUCUGGCUCAAAGGUUGCUAAAAGUUGUAGAUGACAUUGGCUUACAGCUGAAUUUUUCAAACAAGACCAUAAGUCUAACCUCCCCUUCUUUGGCUCUGGCUGUGAUCAGAGUAAAUGCGAGUAAUUUCAACACAACUACCUUUGUGGCCCAAGACCCUGCAAAUCUGCAGGUUUCUCUGGAAACUCAAGCUCCUGACAAUAGUAUCGGCAUGAUUACUCUGCCUUCAUCGUUGAUGAGUAAUUUGCCAGCUAAUGAUGUGGAGCUAGCUUCCAGGAUUCAGUUCAAUUUUUUUGAAACACCUGCCCUGUUUCAGGACCCUUCUCUGGAGAACCUUUCUCUGAUCAGCUAUGUCAUAUCAUCAAGUGUUGCAAACCUGACUGUCAAGAACUUGACAAGAAAUGUGACAGUCACACUGAAGCAUACAGAUCCAAGCCAGGAUGACUUAACAGUGAAAUGUGUAUUUUGGGACUUGGGCAGAAAUGGUGGCAGAGGAGGCUGGUCAUCCGAUGGCUGCUCUGUCAAAGAAAGGAAGCUGAAUGAAACCAUCUGUACCUGUAGCCACCUUACCAGCUUUGGGGUCCUAUUGGACCUAUCUCGGACAUCUUUACCACCUGGUCAAAUGAUGGCUCUGACAUUUAUAACAUAUAUUGGUUGUGGGCUUUCAUCAAUUUUUCUGUCAAUUACUCUUGUAACCUACAUAGCCUUUGAAAAGAUCCGGAGGGAUUACCCUUCCAAAAUCCUCAUCCAGCUAUGUACUGCUCUGCUCCUGCUGAACCUAAUAUUUCUCUUGGACUCAUGGAUUGCUCUUUAUAACACAAAAGGCCUCUGCAUCUCAGUAGCUGUAUUCCUUCAUUAUUUUCUCUUGGUCUCAUUCACAUGGAUGGGCCUAGAAGCAUUCCAUAUGUACCUGGCUCUUGUCAAAGUGUUCAAUACUUAUAUCCGAAAAUACAUCCUUAAAUUCUGCAUUGUUGGCUGGGGGGUACCAGCUGUGGUUGUAGCUAUUGUCCUGAUUAUAUCCCCACAUAAUUACGGGCUUGGAUCCUAUGGAAAAUUCCCUAAUGGCUCACCAGAUGACUUUUGCUGGAUCAACAGCAAUGCAGUAUUCUAUAUUACAGUUGUGGGAUAUUUCUGUGUGAUAUUUUUGCUGAACAUCAGCAUGUUCAUUGUCGUCCUGGUUCAGCUCUGUCGAAUUAAAAAGAAGAAGCAACUGGGAGCCCAGCGAAAAACCAGUAUUCAAGACCUCAGGAGUAUUGCUGGCCUCACAUUUUUACUGGGAAUUACUUGGGGCUUUGCCUUCUUUGCCUGGGGACCAGUUAACAUCACCUUCAUGUAUCUCUUUGCCAUCUUUAACACCUUACAAGGAUUUUUCAUAUUCAUCUUUUACUGUGUAGCAAAAGAGAAUGUCAGGAAGCAAUGGAGGCGCUAUCUUUGUUGUGGAAAGUUCCGGCUGGCUGAAAAUUCUGACUGGAGUAAAACUGCUACUAAUGGUUUAAAGAAGCAGACUGUAAACCAAGGAGUAUCCAGCUCUUCAAAUUCCUUACAGUCAAGCAGUAACUCCACUAACUCCACCACACUGCUAGUGAAUAACGAUUGCUCAGUACACGCAAGCGGGAAUGGUAAUGCUUCUACAGAGAGGAAUGGGGUUUCUUUCAGUGUUCAGAAUGGAGAUGUGUGCCUUCAUGAUCUCACUGGAAAACAGCACAUGUUUAAUGACAAAGAAGAUUCCUGCAAUGGUAAAAGCCGUAUGGCUCUCAGAAGGACUUCAAAGAGGGGAAGCUUACACUUUAUUGAACAAAUGUGAUUCCUUUUUUCUAAAAUCAAAGCAUGAUGCUUGAUGGUGUGAAAUGUCCAAUUUUACCUUUUACACAAUGUGAGAUGUAUGAAAAUCAACUUAUUUUAUACUCAGCAACCUCUGGAGGAACAUAAGCUAAUGAAAGGCGAUGGUUACUAUUGGAAGGGGAAACCAAGACAUUAUUGUGGCCUUUAGACAUUAGCAAUUUGGUUUCUGAACCUUCAUUUUAAAAGAAGGUUGGUUUUAAACAACACAGUGAGAAUAAGACUUGUAUAAACAAAAACGUAGUUAAUUUCCAGCUACAUUUUAAAGAGGCUAAGUUAUCUUUGAUAACAUCCUAGAAAGCAACUGUUGACUUCAGACUUUUGGUGAGUUUAGUUGUGCAUGCCUUUGUUGUAUAUAAGCUAAAUUCUAGGGACCCACGUGUCAGAAAUCUUACUUCUACCUUUUUUGUAUUUAUUUUCUACUAUGUAGAUUUAUUCUUUUGUAGAAUCUUGGUUUUAUUGUUUUGUCUAAUGUGAUAACUCAGAAAAUCCUUACUGAUUCAGUGAAUUCUAAAGCUCCUUUUGGAGAUUAUAUGGAUGUGAAAUACAGAAACUUCAUUGAAAUCAAGAAAUAAUAAUGAUGCAGCCAGACUCUAAUCAGACAGUUCCACAAUUAGCUCAUACAGUGCCUUUGAGUGAAUUAGAAAA